Passer domesticus (house sparrow) is the source of this 1551-nucleotide messenger RNA. RefSeq names its product biogenesis of lysosomal organelles complex 1 subunit 6 (gene BLOC1S6). NCBI's taxonomy places the organism in Eukaryota, Metazoa, Chordata, Aves, Passeriformes, Passeridae. The transcript has 5 exons. Gene Ontology annotation, biological process: intracellular transport. Gene Ontology annotation, cellular component: BLOC-1 complex; transport vesicle. The record is from RefSeq and is a predicted model, not a curated record. Bases 189 to 686 code for a protein of 165 amino acids.
CCCGCGUCACUUCCGCGGCCGGCGCGCGGCCCGGGCCCGGAGCUCUAUGGUGCGGCGGCGGCGGGGCGCGGGCCGGGGGGCGCCGGGCCGGCCCGCUCGGUGAGGGCAGCCGGACCCGCCUGCCGCGGGCUCGGGCGGCCCUGCCCUGCUCUGCUCUGCCCUGCUGGAGGGCGCCGGGAGCGGCAGCGAUGAGCGGCGCGGAGGGGAAGGAGGCGGCGGCCGCGGGUGCCCCCGGGCGCUCGCUGGGUCCCAGUGAUGCGUCUCCAGAUGAAGGAGUUGUAGAAGAUCUGCCUUUAAUAGAUGAGAAAGCUGUGGAGCAGCUAACUGAAGGAUUGAUCUCCCACUAUCUGCCUGAUCUUCAGCGAUCAAAAUCAGCACUGCAGGAACUUACACAGAACCAAGUGGUACUGCUGGAAACAUUAGAACAAGAAAUUUCAAAAUUCAAAGACUGUAACUCCAUUGUUGAUAUCAAUGCUUUGUUUUCAGAAGCUAAACACUAUCACAACAAAUUAGUGAAUAUUAGAAAUGAAAUGAUGAUGCUGCAUGAGAAGACAUCAAAGUUAAAAAAAAGAGCACUUAAGCUGCAACAAAAGAGGCAGAAGGAAGAACUGGAACGAGAGCAGCAACGUGAGAAGGAACUUGAAAGAGAGAAACAGUUAACAGCAAAACCUGCAAAGAGGACCUGAAAACAGGGCAUGCAUCAACUUGUCUGAAUUAAUGAUUUCUACAUUCACUGGAAUUAAGGCAGACUUUGCUUAAAUUGGGCUAUAGCUGUUGCCAGCAACAGUAUACUCUAUGGCAUUAUAAAUUCCAGAAUGGUAAUAAUAGAGUUGGUAACAUUCACAGUUUUUAAUUUCAGCCAUUCAAGUUGCCUUCUUUUGUAAUGCUAUGCAGUUUGAUAUUAUAAUGUAAGUUAAUUUUUAUAUGUAUAUGUAUAUAGGAGAACUAGGCAUCAUAGUUUUAAGUACCUAUCCAUUUUUGUUUUCUUCUGUUCUUUCGGUGUUUAGAAUUCUGAGAGAUUUGAUGACUGGCACAUGUUUUUCAGACAAAAUGCAGAGAACUUCUUAAAGUUCAGUUCUCAUCACCAGACUUCAGUGUCUACAUUUUCUCUGAAACUGCUUUGUUUCAUGUAGUUGGGAUCUGUCUUUGAUCUUAAAUACUGAUUUCUUGUGCAGCCUUAUUUUGAUCCAUCUCUAAAGAACUGAAGAAAACAGCAGUGUAUUUGCUUAAAAGUUCCCUUCAUUGCAGCAAUCUUUUUUUUUUUGUCAUCAAGUCACUUAAGAACAGCUUUAAAGUAACUUCUGAAUAAGUUCCCAACUGAAUUGAUUGGCAGGGAAGAAGCAGAACACUAAAGAUUGUCAAAAUUUAUGUGUGCACAAUGCAAAGAUUAAUGAAUUUGUGCUUCCACAAACAUUUAAGUCAAACCUGGAAACUGUUGCUUCUGUAAUGGUUUAUUAGGAAGACUUGUGUGGUCUAAGCAUAUUUUUGUGGGAUUAGAAGUUGUAAUUUCUUUAUCUUGUGUGACAAAAUAAAACAUAACCAAAACUAAAA